Messenger RNA from Ceratosolen solmsi marchali, 771 nucleotides. The record is from RefSeq and is a predicted model, not a curated record. NCBI's taxonomy places the organism in Eukaryota, Metazoa, Arthropoda, Insecta, Hymenoptera, Agaonidae.
AUGGUUAACAAGAAGCUGAAAGUUGAAAGGGCGUCCGAUCUUCGUUGCGUUCCUUUCACAAAGACCAUAAACGAAGAUAGUGAUUUCGAAAACGAAGCGAUGUUUCUCCGCGAUUGUUCGACACGUUCGGAAUACGAAAUGUGCAAAAAGAAGCAAAAGCUCGCCCAAUGCGACCAAUCGUAUACUUUUCAUGGGGUUGAGCUUGAACAAGACGUGGCUCUCGCAAACUCUUUAUUUUCACAAGAUUUCAACGAUUAUCAACGACUAUCUAUUCUAUGCGCCACUACAAGAGAACAUUUCGGCGAUUACAAUCCGAAUGAUCCAAAGUACGCGGAACUAGUCAGAAGCGUCGUACGCCAUAACGUCAACGUCAACGUCGAUCUCGGCCUCUUGAGUCAGAAAUCCCUACAUCUGGCAGCCAUGUACGAUCAUACAAAAAUGCUAGAGUACUUACUAGCGCACCAGGGUAUCGGUGUCGAUGAUCCCGAUUCUAGCGGGACAACGGCUCUCCACGUAGCCGCAUUUCGUAAAAACAUCGCAGCGAUGGAGCUGCUGCUCAGGUACGGGGCUGAUCCCCGAGUCAAGAGCCACGAAGGUCUGAGUCCGAUGUUUUUCGCCAUUCGGUCGGGAUCCAUCGAAGCGGUCGAGCUACUCGCGAGUCAUGGCUGUGACGUCAACGAAAUCGUCGUCGAUCGUGACCUCAACCGCCGAUACUCGCAUCUACACUGCGCCGUCGAGAGGAAUCACGUAAAGGAUAAGAUCCUCCUAUAA